AUGCUUACUUCUUUUCUUAUGCAAUUUCAAAAUACUUUUCUUUCCUUCUUCUUCUCGAUUAUAUUUAUAACAGUUUUUUCUUCCUUUCUUUCUUCCUUCCUUUUCUUUCUUUCUUUCUUUCUUUUUUUCUUUCUUUCUUUCUUCCUUUCUUUCUUUCUUUCUUUCUUUCUUUUUUUCUUUCUUUCUUUCUUUCUUUCUUUCUUUCUUUCCAAUCAUUUUAACGCUUUCUUUUUCUUUUUCUCUUUAACAAUUUCUUUUUUUUUUGUAGUGUUUAAGACAUUCUUUCUUUUUUUUUGUUUCUUUUUAAUUCUCUUCUUCAACGCUUUCAAUUUUUCUUCCUUUCUUUCUAAUACAUUCUUUCUUCCUUCCUUUCUUUCUUCCUUUCUUUCUUCCUUUCUUUCUUCUUUCCUUUCUUUCUUUCUUCCUUUCUUUCUUUCUUUCUUUCUUCCUUUCUUUCUUCCUUCCUUUCUUCCUUUCUUUCUUUCUUUCUUUCUUUCUUUCUCAAUUGAACAAUUUAAGACAUAUUUUUCUCCCUGUCUUAAACAAUUUAAGACAUGUUUCCUUUCUUUUUUCUUUCUUUCUAAUACUCUAGUUUUAAAAUUUAAGACUUCAUUAUUCUUCUCUAUAACUAUGUCUAUUUUCUUUCUCUUAUUCUUUUCCUUCAUACGUUUAUUCUUUUUUUUUAUAAUCUCCUUCUUUUCUAUUCUUUUUCUAUUAUUCCCUUUUAAGUCCUUUCUUCCGUAUUUUUCUUUUCUGUUUAUUCUUUUUCAUUCACAUCUGUGCUUUCAUUUUUCUCUUUUUUUCCCUUUUCCUUUUUCUUUUUUCCCCCUUCGCUUCUGCUUUUUCUUUUUUUCUUUGCCCUCUUGUUUACAAUAUUUACUGUCAAUUUUUCACCAUCUUUUUCCUUCUUUUCUCUCUUUUUUUUCUUUUGGCGCCUUUCUUCUUCCUUCUUUCUACUCCUCUGUUUUUUUCUUCUUUCGACUUCUUUUGCUUCUACUCCUCUUUUUCUCAUUCUUUAUCCUUUGUAUCUUUCUUUUGUAUUAUUAUCUCCUUUUUGAGUUUCUUAAUGGCCACACCACCAUUGUUCAUUUUGUCUCUUUUCCUAAGUUUCUAUCUAUCUUUUUCUCUCUUUCUCUCUCUCUUCAAAAUCUUUUUUCGCAAUCUGGAAGACAGAAAGGGAAUGAAACAAAGUUGUUAAAGCUUUCUCCUUCAUUUUGUUUUAUCUUUCUAUCUUACUCACCCACAUUUUCGAUCGUACAUUCUCGGCUCCUUUGUCGCUAUCCAUUAUUUUCUUUCGUUUUAUAUCUUUCAUACACGGACUCUUUCUGUCUUUCAUAUUUUUCUUUCUUCUUCUUUCACUGUUCCUGCUAUCUGUAUCCUCUCUCUCUCUCUCUCUCUCUCUCUCUCUCUCUCUCUCGACCUUAUUUUCGAUCGUCUGUCUGUCUCUUUCGCUAUCAUUUUCUUUCUCUUUUCAUGCUACCAAUUUAUCUUUCUUUCUUUCUUUUUCUUUCUUUUUCUUUUUCUUUUUUUUUCUUUCUUUCUUUCUUUCUUAUCUAUCUCUUUCUCUCUCUAGCUAUUUUAUAUCUAUUUACUUAUUUUUCUUCUCUAUCUCUUCGCGCCUCUCGAGAAGGAUUAAGGCAAACUAACGGACCCACGACCGCUGUCUGUAAUCUUAAACCUUACGAUCGGUUCUGA
Molecule: messenger RNA, 1695 nt
Organism: Acanthosepion pharaonis
Lineage: Eukaryota; Metazoa; Mollusca; Cephalopoda; Sepiida; Sepiidae
Source: the annotation of a GenBank genome assembly